Thrips palmi is the source of this 1347-nucleotide messenger RNA. Its product is annotated as regucalcin-like. The record is from RefSeq and is a predicted model, not a curated record. The transcript is spliced from 5 exons. Bases 31 to 1251 code for a protein of 406 amino acids. Gene Ontology annotation, molecular function: enzyme regulator activity; calcium ion binding; gluconolactonase activity. Lineage: Eukaryota; Metazoa; Arthropoda; Insecta; Thysanoptera; Thripidae. Gene Ontology annotation, biological process: L-ascorbic acid biosynthetic process.
CGCAAAGAUAAGGACGAAAGGCGCGUAUAAAUGCAAAGGAGUCCCCUUGUAAUUCAUUCAGUUGGUGUUCACGCCUCAGGCAGAAACACGCAGCACUUCACCAUGGCCGGGCAGCGCUCAGGAAUCGUCCUCGCGGCGGUGGCGGCACUCAGCGCGCUCUGCGGCCUCUGGGGGUCGGUGGCCAGCUACGAGAUCAAAGCCGUGACUCGGCCCGUCAUCAUGUCGGAGAGCCCGUUCUGGGACGACGAGUCCAGCACCGUCAUCUUCGUGGACGUCAUCGGCAAGGAGGUGCUCCGCUACGACCCCUCCUCGGGGGAACUCAAGUCCAUCAGCUUCAAAAACCAAACGGGCCGCGUGACGCCGGCCGUGCCGGUGCGCGGGAGCUCGCAGCUGCUCGUCGGCGUGGGCCGCGUCGUGCACCUCGUGGACGUGGACUGGGGCGCGGCGGGCGCGGCGGCCGCCAUCCGCAAGGACGAGCCCCUCGUGGAGGUGGAGGCCAAGAUGCCCGGCAACCGCUUCAACGACGGCAAGGCUGACAAAGAGGGCAGGCUGUGGAUCGGCACCAUGGACGACAGCCGCACUUCGAGGCGCAGGCGUAGGCGCCGCAGCGACACCAACAAGGGCGAGCUGUUUCGCUUCGACCUGCACCGCCACCCCGAGAAGGGCUACUACAUCAACACCACGUGCGCGGUGAACGACGGCCUGGUCAUCCCCAACGGCAUGGCCUGGACGCGCGACAACAAGGGCUUCUACCUGGCCGACUCGGAGAAGAGCGUCGUGUACCGGUUCGACUACUCCAACAAGGAGGGCCGCAUCUCCAACCGGACGGUGGCGUUCAAUUUCUCCGACUACGGCGUGCCCGGCGCCCCGGACGGCCUGACCAUGGACGUCGACGGCAACCUCUGGAUCGCGUGCGUGCACGGUGGCAGGGUCAUCAAGGUGGACCCGCACACCGGCAAGCUCCUGCUCACCAUCAAGAUGGGCGUCACCAACGUGUCCGCCGCCGAGUGGGGCGGCGCCAACCGGGACGUCCUCUACGUCACGUCGGCCAAGUACCAGAUGGACGACAAGCAGCUCGCCGACGAGCCCAACGCGGGCUGCAUGUUCGCCAUCACGGGGCUCGGCACCCGGGGACUCCCCAACAUGCCCUUCGCCGCCACCAGCAGGUCGUGGGCGAUGCGCCUCUCUGCCUCUUGGUCUCUCCUAUCGCUGACGCUAUUCCUCUCAGUCUUCGCUGCACUUCUUCACUAGAAACCACCGACGCCUCUACUUUCCUUAGUUUCCUAAUUUUAUUUUCUACCUCUUUUGUACUUUUGUAAAUAAAUCUUUUCCUUCAGGAGAAUCUUG